Molecule: messenger RNA, 1833 nt
Organism: Exophiala aquamarina CBS 119918
Lineage: Eukaryota; Fungi; Ascomycota; Eurotiomycetes; Chaetothyriales; Herpotrichiellaceae
Exons: 1
Coding region: 1-1833 (610 amino acids)
Biological process (GO): positive regulation of transcription by RNA polymerase II
Cellular component (GO): nucleus
Molecular function (GO): transcription cis-regulatory region binding; DNA-binding transcription factor activity
Source: RefSeq, a predicted model, not a curated record
AUGAGUGAAUGGUUGACUUCCAGAGUCCCACCAAAGUUAGCAUUCCACUACCUUGAUGAGAUUGAUGAAGAGUGCGAGAAGCUACCAAUAUCUCAAGACGUUUGUAUUGAUCGAGGUCCUUUUGGGGUGUUUAGACUGAUCAAACGCUCCUCUGACCACUGUACCGAGCCCCAUUUGGAUCUUGGUGCCCAACAAGAUCUGCCACAAAGUCUGGAAUUGCCCUUCUAUGAUGAAACUUUCGCAACGCAGGGCAAUGAACAACUAUCGCCGACAACUCAGGCACUGAUCCAUGCUGUAUUUGGUGAAGCAGUUCUCACGCCUUCUACUGAGUAUUGGGAUUUACUGCCCGACACAUCUCGUGUCACAGAGAUUUGUGAUACUCAAAGCAUGGAUGGGCUACCUGACUUCGCAAUUCCUCUUAAAUCGGCGGAAACGUAUCAGUUUUCCAACUUCGCAUACAAUCUUCAACCAAAACCCUUCGUGUCGCCAGAUCCAAAUGCUUCUGUCAUGGCAGUAUCAAGUGCCGUUCCGGCCAAUGCGGUCUUUCUACUCAGCCACUACUCUACGACCGUAAUCAAUAUGCUUACUCCCUUUCGCCAUACGAAAACUCCCUGGCAUAUCCUCUUCAUCCCUCAUGUCAAAAGUUGCCUGGCUGCUAUUGCAAUGGGUGAACAGCUAGAUCACGCUAGUUAUUGUACAUUCUACGGUACAUUGGCACUCAGUGCCUUCAGUAUGAGUGGAAUAGCGCGAUAUGACAGCUGGCUCGAGGAGGGCAAAGUCUAUAAGGAACGAGCAAGGCAGCACGUCCGAAUGAUGCUAAGCACCGCCUACAAUAUCCCGAAAUCUGCUAAAUAUAAGUGCAUUUUAAUGGCACUGAUCACCAUGGUCCAGCUCUCCUUAUUCUCUAGGAAUAGAGAUCAGACUGAGUGUUACUUCCUCGAGGCGGAGAAAUUCAUCCGCUUACGUGGCCUCCAUCGUCGAAAGUCUCGAAAAGUUCGCCUUCUUCAUCACUGCUACGUUUUCGAGCGCUUGUUCUAUGAGAGCACGUCCGUCGCAAAAGCAAACUCUAACCAACGCACCCAUUUGCUCAAGGCCGUAGUGUCAAGCGGCAUAGUAGCCUAUGGCCAAGACAGCCCGUCCUUCCGGCUGCCUGGCUUUCGCGAUCUAGAACAAGAGAUGCAAAGGAUAAAAGAACAGGAAGAAGGAGAGAAUGACUUGCACCUAGAACGGAUCGGAGAUUUCCCUAAAACUCUGUAUCCGGAAGUUUUUGGCGUCCCAGAGCCCUACAUGCUGUUAUUGUCUCUCGUCAUCCGCCUAGCCAGAGAGAAGGACGGUAGUGAAGAGCUUAUUACAAAGCCGGCAUCCUCACUGAAGGAUUUUAUGACGCAAGCAAAGGCUGUCGAGCGAUCCAUUCUACACAUGCAUCCGGCCACAUACGCCGCUGCCAUUGCACAUAACCUUAAAACCCACGAUAAUCAGGAAGUAAUAGAAAACAUGCUCACAGCAAUCCAGCAUGCUUUGGCCAUAUACUUCUACCGGAGAGUGUAUGAUCUAGAUUCUGCUCUACUGCAGCAGAGGGUGAUGGCCGUUCGAGACUGUCUUCUACGGUGCGAAAAUUCUGACCCACAUGCAGUGUAUGGAUCGGCUGGGUUUAUUUGGCCGGCCUUCAUUGCAGCCUGCGAAGCCGACGAUGAAGCGGUCCAGGCUUCGUUCUCCAACAUCUUUCGCAAGGUCGCCGAGAGAAGUGGCUUCUCAGCCUUUGCGGAUACUCUGACCGAUAUAAAGCAGAUAUGGUUGAGGAGGAAUACGCAGAGUAUUGUUAAUGUACCAUAA